Amorphotheca resinae ATCC 22711 is the source of this 2051-nucleotide messenger RNA. RefSeq lists its product as hypothetical. The record is from RefSeq and is a predicted model, not a curated record. Lineage: Eukaryota; Fungi; Ascomycota; Leotiomycetes; Helotiales; Amorphothecaceae. Gene Ontology annotation, biological process: L-threonine biosynthetic process. Bases 52 to 1686 code for a protein of 544 amino acids. The transcript is spliced from 10 exons. Gene Ontology annotation, molecular function: threonine synthase activity.
UCUACAUCAGCUUCUUCCACUCCUAAGCUCGUCAAACAGACGUCGUCCACAAUGUCGGACGACUCAGCGAGCCAGACUCAUACGCCGUCACAAAGAUACCUCUCUACUAGGGGUGGUGACUACAAUCUCUCGUUUGAAACCGUUGUGCUCAAGGGACUGGCCGCAGAUGGCGGUCUUUUUUUGCCUGAAGAAGUUCCGGUAGUAGAGGAUUGGAGAAGUUGGAAAGACCUAUCCUACUCCGAACUGGCGCUCCAGAUCUUCAGCCUGUAUAUAUCACCCGAUGAAAUCCCGAGGGACGAUUUGAAAGCCAUCAUUGAUCGAAGUUACUCGACCUUCCGUGCGAAGGAAAUUGUACCGUUGCGGCAUCUCAAGGACAAUCUAUAUCUGCUUGAACUAUUCCAUGGCCCGAGUUAUUCCUUCAAGGAUUGCGCCCUGCAAUUCUUGGGCAACCUCUUUGAGUAUUUUCUUGUUCGGAGGAACCAGGGGAAAAAAGGAACAGACAGACAUCAUCUAACAGUCGUCGGCGCGACGAGCGGUGAUACUGGGUCUGCAGCGAUUUAUGGCCUUAGGGGCAAGAAGGAUGUAUCAGUGUUCAUCCUGCAUCCAAAAGGUCGUGUCAGCCCUAUUCAGGAGGCCCAGAUGACCACUGUCUUGGACAGAAAUGUCCAUAAUAUGGCCGUAGAGGGGACAUUUGACGAUUGUCAAGAUAUCGUCAAGGCGUUGUUUGGCGAUCCUGAUACGAACCAAACUUUGAAGCUCGGUGCUGUCAACUCCAUUAACUGGUCCAGGAUACUCGCUCAGAUCGUUUAUUACUUCUACUCAUACUUUUCGCUUGCUAAAGCAUCUUCAUCGUUCAAGAUAGGAGAUAAAGUCAGACUCGUGACUCCCACUGGAAAUUUUGGAAAUAUCCUUGCAGGCUAUUUUGCAAAGAGGAUGGGCCUGCCCGUGGAUAAAUUAGUCGUGGCGACAAAUGAGAACGAUAUCCUGGACCGGUUUUGGAAGACUGGUCGAUAUGAGAAGCAUCCAGUUCAUGGCGAAGACGCACAAGGUGGUCUGAAAACCGAUGGUGUAAAGGCUCACGGAGACGGCUGCAAGGAGACUCUGAGCCCAGCUAUGGAUAUUCUGGUCUCUAGCAACUUCGAGAGACUUAUGUGGUUUCUAGCAAAAGAGUUUGCGUCAACACUUGGCUUGAACGAUCAAUUUAACAAGGAGAAAGCUGGGCAAGAAGUCUUGGCCUGGUAUCAGUCACUGAAAGCGACAGGCGGCUUCGGGCCUGUGCACCAGGAAAUCUUGGAAAAUGGUCGUCAUAGCUUCGAGAGUGAGCGUGUGAGCGAUCAGGAGACUCUAGAGACCAUCAAAUCCUAUUACGAACAGACCGGAUACGUGCUAGAUCCCCAUUCGGCAGUCGGCGUGGCCACUGCGGAGAGAUCUAUCGGUCGUACUGGCUUACAGACGCCUCACAUCUCGCUCUCAACUGCCCACCCUGCCAAAUUCUCAGGGGCCGUCAAAUUGGCUUUGAAGGAUAACACCGGCUUCAAUUUCGAAGAGCAGGUGCUUCCUCCGGAGUUCGUUGCUCUUGACAAGCUGGAGAGGCGCGUGACAACGGUGGAGAAUUCUUGGGAAAAAGUGAGAGAGAUUGUCAAGAAGCAGGUUGACGAGGAUUUGAAAACUGAAGGUAGUGCUUGAUAAAGGUGUUGGCAUACGGUUUAUACGAAGCUUUAGAAAAGAGCACGUCUGAAAAAUAAAAGAAUUGUCUUAGAGCUGCGCAAAAGAGUUUCAAAAUUUGUGACUGAGCAAUUUGAGCAGAGGGUAAAGCGAGGCUGAAUCGAGGGUGGGUAGCGCCUGAGCAAAGCAGCGACGGUCAGAUAUCGUCGGAGAUCUAUCUAGUUUGUAAUCCUCAAAACGGGAUGCUUUAAAAAAGGGUAUUGUGAGUUCUUAUUUGGCGUUUUGCUCUCUAUCUGUUUAUGUGAAUCGUUUCAUCUCGCAAGUAGUCCGUCCUCCUUUUCUUUUUUAAAAUAAUACCUCCUAAACCCAAACCCCCCCCCACCCCU